UGACUUAAUAGUGUGAAUGUUUUCUGUGUUUUGUCAAGACAGAGGCAAAGGCUUUGCAGAUGUCCUGGAUGCUCAGUGGGAGUGCGAGGGUGAGCUCAUACCGUUGGACCUGUCGGUCCUUAACCCCAGGGAGGUCCUGGUCUACCAACAUGGUCUCUUUUUGAUGCAUUCGUUGCAUAAAGCAAAUCUGACUCCAGUUAUUUCUCUCCAAAUAGCAUCCAGCCUCCCAAACAACAACUACUUCAACAAUGCUUUCAGAAAUUCCUUCUUUUAUCAGGAGGCAGAGGGGAGACUUUUUGUCCGUCGCCAGAGGCUCCAGUCUGUUGGAGGCUUCUCUCUUAUGCUACUUCACUGCCUGUCUCAUGUUAAAGUCAAAGACAUGAGCUCAGACACCAGUCCUCCUUUCCAGAGACUUUUCUUCAGGACUCUACAAGAAAUCCUGGGCGAACUAUUUAGAAUCAAACCAGACUUUUCUGAGGAGGAAACUUCUACAUUUGCAGGGUUCCAGGAACAACUUCACAAAACAAGUAGAGGACUGCUGUCUGGAGAUGAAAUUGAGAAACUUCGAGAAAAGUGCACAGAACAAAUCCUGGUCUCCCAUCUUGAAGGACUUUUGGUAGAGAGGGGUUCAGAGGGUACGGAGAGCGUGGAGGACCACACCGCCUGAACAGACGAUUGCUCUGAAAUGAUGUGAUCUACUUUUUUUUUUUUCAUUCUAGCCGGAUAUAUGAGCAUAUUGCAUGUUAUAAUAAUAAACAUUUUAAAUUACUCUUGCAAUCAACAUUAUAUGUGAUGAAAAUUUAGGUAAAACUAAACUAAAACCACAAACAGCUUGUGAGAUGGUUGAGCUGAUUUUU
This is a messenger RNA of Oryzias melastigma (Indian medaka), 857 nucleotides long. RefSeq lists its product as uncharacterized. The record is from RefSeq and is a predicted model, not a curated record. NCBI's taxonomy places the organism in Eukaryota, Metazoa, Chordata, Actinopteri, Beloniformes, Adrianichthyidae. The coding region runs from base 17 to 667 and encodes 216 amino acids. The transcript has 5 exons.